AUGGCUGCUAUAAAAAAUGCCCAAUUAAAAAAACCCUCUAAAAGAAAGUUGAUUCGUCAAAAGCAGUCCCGUCGCAAGACAAACAUGAUGAAAAAGGCAUCCGAAUAUAGCAAGAUGUGUGACGCGGAUGUAUGCGUAGGUAUUCGCAUGCGGGAGACAGGUCAGAUACAUAUUUUAUCCGCGGAUACUUCGGGCUUUUGGGCUUUCCUUCCUUUACAACUGGUAGGUAAACACAAAAUGACAUAA
This is a messenger RNA of Penicillium oxalicum, 246 nucleotides long. RefSeq lists its product as uncharacterized. Gene Ontology annotation, molecular function: DNA binding; protein dimerization activity. The record is from RefSeq and is a predicted model, not a curated record. The coding region runs from base 1 to 246 and encodes 81 amino acids. The transcript has a single exon. NCBI's taxonomy places the organism in Eukaryota, Fungi, Ascomycota, Eurotiomycetes, Eurotiales, Aspergillaceae.